GGCCAGCCAAGCUUCCUGGCCUGGGCUUCGAGGCCUCCCCCUGCCCGAGCGCGCAGCUGCUUCGCAGAUGGCACCCGGAGCCCGAGGCCCCGCCGCCGCCACAACCCUCCUUCUCCUCCUCCUCCUCGGUGUCGUCGCCGCCGCCGCCCAGCCGCCCCUGGAGGCCUUCCAGGCGGGCCACAGCGCCCCCUUCUCCUCGCUGCCCGCCGCUGCUUCGGUGGCGCCUCACAGACGGUACCUUUUGUAUGAUGUAAAUCCACCGGAAGGUUUCAACCUCCGUAGAGAUGUCUACAUUCGGAUUGCCUCUCUUAUAAAGACUUUGUCAAAAAGCGAAGCUUGGGUAUUGGUCUUACCACCCUGGGGACGUCUCUAUCACUGGCAGAGCCCUGAUAUACAUCAGGUCCGAAUUCCGUGGUUUGAAUUUUUUGAUGUUCCAAGCCUCAAUAAAAACAUACCUGUAAUUGAAUAUGAACAGUUUCUCGCAGAAUCAGGUGGACCUUUUAUUGAACAAAUAUAUGUCCUGCAAAACUAUGCUGAAGGAUGGAAAGAGGGGACUUGGGAGGAGAAAAUAAAUGAAAGGCCAUGCAUUGAUCAGCCCACUUAUUCCAUGGACAAACAGAAAUACUACAGGGGAUGGUUCUGGGGCUAUGAGGAGACACGAGGCCUUAAAUUGGCCUGUUUAUCAGUCCAGGGUUCCGCUUCCAUCAUAGCUCCUCUUCUUUUGAAUACUUCAUCUCGGUCAGUGAUGCUAGACAGAGCAGAAAACCUUCUCCAUGACCACUAUGCUGGCAAAGACUAUUGGGAUACUCGUCGAAGCAUGGUGUUUGCGAAGCACUUGCGUGUGGUGGGAGACCUCUUUAGAGCCAAAUAUCUCAAUUCCACUGAUGAGAAGGACAGGACGCGGUACAAUGAAGACUGGACAAAGAUGAAGGUGAAACUGGGCACGGCCCUUGGUGGCCCCUACCUGGGGGUUCAUCUCAGGCGCAGAGACUUCGUCUGGGGUCACAGAAACGACGUGCCGAGCCUCCGGGGCACAGUUAAGAAAAUCACCAGCCUGAUGAGCCUGCAGAAACUCGAGAGAGUGUUUGUCGCCACGGACGCCGUGGCAGACGUGUAUUUUAACGUCUAG
Molecule: messenger RNA, 1129 nt
Organism: Gekko japonicus
Lineage: Eukaryota; Metazoa; Chordata; Lepidosauria; Squamata; Gekkonidae
Gene: POFUT2
Product: protein O-fucosyltransferase 2
Exons: 8
Coding region: 68-1129 (353 amino acids)
Biological process (GO): protein O-linked glycosylation via fucose
Molecular function (GO): peptide-O-fucosyltransferase activity
Source: RefSeq, a predicted model, not a curated record